AUGAACGACGCUUUCGAGAGUCGCCUGAGCGACAUGCGAGCUCGCCUCUCCAACUUAUCUCACACAGUUGAGCAACAGGAGGACGAACAUCAUCAGCGUCGCUCUUUCGGACAUCGGUACUUAAUGGAGAAGAGAACAGCAGACCCUGCAGCAAUACCACCGGUCGCACAGUCGAUAACUUCAUUCUCGACAUCGCCAUCUUCAGCGCGACUCUCAAGGCCAACCACGGCCAACAGCCAACUUCCGCAGCGAAAUGGUGUCAGUGAACGAGAUGUGAAUCAGGUGUACAGCGUUCCAAAGAACAAAGCCCCUCCUGGUCACCACUUCAACACGAACAGUAUGCCGGGCCCCCUCACAUGUACUCGCGCCGCGAAGCCUGUGUCUGGACUCAAUGCAAUGCUCCAGCUCGCACGACGCCACGCCUCCAUUUCCAUGUCUGAAGCCACCACAGCAACAGACAUUGUAUCCUCAACAGAUGCUAAGUUAACCCCGGUGCCAAAUGAUUCGGUCACGAUACCUUCCAAAGCCGUUGAUGUGAAUCCACUACAAGAUACCUGCGAGUCUACGCCCGCACCCCUAACGCCGGGUGGCGCCGCAGGUUUGCACUCGUACCGGUUUCAAGAACGGUUUCCAAGCCCUCGCCAACUCACGCCAUUAUCGGCAGUGAACGCACGGACGCUGGUCCCCCGAGAUGAGGAGGGACGCACUCCAUAUCACUGUCCUCGCGAGGAGCUCCACCUCACGAAUGAAGACGCCAAAGUUGACCACAAUGUAACCUCAAAGGAGGUGGUAUCCUUUGAUGCCUUUCGCGUCGUGCAGGAGAGGUUACGCCAGAAGAUGAAGCAGCUCACAAUGUCCUCACCACAGUCUGGCAUGCCGUUAUCAACCAGAGACGCUCCCGUCGAGUCUGCCAUGAGUGGUAAGGCAACAGCACCCCGCGAAACGACUUCUCGAGGUUUCUCCCCGUCCCUGGCGGUAAGUGAUUUUGAGGAUUCGAGCCCUUCGCCCCGACCGCCUCGGGGUACGCGCUCCGAAACCGCUACACCAAUGCGGUCACCAGACGAGCAUGGCGUUUUGUCGAACGACACUCCCUCACCGCCAUCCACGUCGCUACGCUACCAGCAGGAUCGAAGAGACGCUUCAAUGGAUGUGGAGGUUCUACCGGCGUCUGCAGAGCUCGACACCGAAAACGUGAGCAAGACCCGGCGGCCUACUCAUGGGUUUCUCCAUGAUUUUGUAGCCAAUGACAGAGUCGAGGCGGCGGCAGAGUCCAGCAAAUCACAGUGGCUGCAGGGACGAAUGCCAUCAUCUCAAGCGAGGGUGAUAGAUGGGCCGCGUGACGCCUUCGGUGGCCCGGCUGUUUUUUCCGGGAGGGUCGCACGGGCACCAUCAAGCGGGGCGCACUCGAAGCGAACACCCGUUGAGCAGAGAGGUGGCUCGCGCGAAUACAGACGGCCGCCAGAGAUGGCCAUUGCAGAGCGCUUUAAAGGUGCACGAGGAAGGAGUGAGCGAACGACGACAGGGACUGCUCGCCGUCUCCCCUCAGCACCGCGACACACCAGACCUCGGUACGCGUCGUCUUCGAUGUCUGCGACGCGCUCCUCUGCGUCUCGUGAGGGAAGCGCAUCGACGGCUGGCAGGCCAUAUAGGUCAUCGUCGAAGGCAGCAGUUCGCCAAAAGCCGAUCUCGUUGAACGUAGAGGCCAACAUCCUAUGUGCUGUCACUGGUGCGGAGUUGUUUGCCCUCUUGCGGAUGCGCGGGCUCAUCGAGUCAGAGGGUGACACAGAGGAGUACCGGCUCCCACCUGCCCGCUGCCACCGUUUGUACGUGACGACCGAGGAGCACCGGCAACUGAAGCUGCUUCGGCAGUCCUUACGCUCUCUGGGCGCGGAGGAGCAGCGCCCCGACGUCCCGUCCUAUCAGCGCGUCACGGUCUCUGCGCGCGCAAGGAACGCCGAAUUUGCUCCGCCGCCGCCAGUGUCGCACUACAUGGAGGUCUGA
Leishmania braziliensis MHOM/BR/75/M2904 is the source of this 2001-nucleotide messenger RNA. RefSeq lists its product as hypothetical. The transcript has a single exon. The coding region runs from base 1 to 2001 and encodes 666 amino acids. Lineage: Eukaryota; Euglenozoa; Kinetoplastea; Trypanosomatida; Trypanosomatidae. The record is from RefSeq and is a predicted model, not a curated record.